Gadus chalcogrammus (walleye pollock) is the source of this 1393-nucleotide messenger RNA. It is a transcript of the gene hmgcll1, whose product is annotated as 3-hydroxymethyl-3-methylglutaryl-CoA lyase-like 1. Lineage: Eukaryota; Metazoa; Chordata; Actinopteri; Gadiformes; Gadidae. Gene Ontology annotation, biological process: ketone body biosynthetic process; L-leucine catabolic process. The record is from RefSeq and is a predicted model, not a curated record. Gene Ontology annotation, molecular function: hydroxymethylglutaryl-CoA lyase activity.
GUAGUGUAGACAAAGCACAUCCAAAAGCUACUGUUGUAUCAAAAAGUCUCUCUCUCUCACUCUCUCUCGCUCUGUCUCUCUCUGCCCAUGUGAUGCUGCUGCCAUGGCAACAUGCUGAAUCAUUAUUUACGGUGUACUGCAUCGGACACGACUCCUCCUGAUGUAAUCCACUCAAGCAUCUAAGCCAGCCUCGCCGUCAUCCCCGUCCCGCACGCACGCAUAUCGAUCGAUGCACCCAUAUUGGAUGACGGGGAGACACUGACACCGAGGCGGCAUCGUGAGACGACGUGUUUCUACCGAGCCAGGUUGUCAAGCGAAAACACGACCAACGAGGACGCGGAUGCUGUGGUAAGGCAGCCGUCUGGAUGGGCAACGUACCCACGACAGUGAAACACUGUCUGAGCCACGAGCAACUCGCUCGGGACUACCCGUGGCUGAAGCGGUGGCUCGUUGAAGAGAAGAGUCUUGGAGCGCACGAGUACCCAGAGUUUGUUAAAAUCGUUGAGGUCGGGCCAAGAGAUGGGCUUCAAAAUGAAAAGGAGAUUGUUCCGACGGAGGUCAAAGUCCAGCUGAUAGACAGGCUCUCAGACACGGGGCUGUCUGUAAUCGAGGCCACCAGCUUUGUGUCUUCAAAGUGGGUACCCCAGAUGGCCGACCACACUGAAGUUCUGCAAGGAAUCAGAAAGUCGCCGAACGUUCGCUAUCCCGUUUUGACGCCCAACAUGCACGGCUUCCAAAACGCGCUUGCGGCGGGUGCUACCGAAGUAGCGGUGUUCGGGUCGGCCUCAGAGACGUUCAGUAGGAAAAACAUCAACUGCUCCAUUGAUGAGAGCAUGCUGAGGUUUGAGGAAGUCCUCAACGCCGCCAAAGACCAGCAAAUCCCAGUGCGCGGAUAUGUUUCCUGUGCCCUCGGAUGCCCUCAUGAGGGACCAAUCGACCCUUCUAAAGUUACAGAGGUGGCGAAGAGGCUGUACGAGAUGGGCUGCUACGAGGUCUCCCUGGGGGACACCGUCGGGGUGGGGACCCCGGGCUCCAUGGCCGCGAUCUCCGCAGUGACCCGGGAGGUGCCCUGCCGCGCCCUGGCCGUCCACUGCCACGACACCUACGGCCAGGCGCUCGCCAACAUCCUCACCGCUCUGCAGAUGGGGGUUUGUGUGGUGGACUCGGCAGUAGCAGGCCUGGGGGGAUGCCCAUACGCCCAGGGUUCGUCUGGCAACGUGUCAACGGAGGACGUGCUCUACAUGCUCCACGGCAUGGGCAUUCAGACGGGAGUGGACCUCUCCAAAGUGAUCACAGUGGGGGACUUCAUCUGUCACUCGCUCAACCGCAAGACAAACUCCAGGGUCGCGCAAGCACGAGGAUCGCAGCUGUGAAUCAAAGCCCGGGAGACGCA